This is a messenger RNA of Episyrphus balteatus (marmalade hoverfly), 4996 nucleotides long. RefSeq names its product inner centromere protein A. Bases 59 to 4756 code for a protein of 1565 amino acids. The record is from RefSeq and is a predicted model, not a curated record. Lineage: Eukaryota; Metazoa; Arthropoda; Insecta; Diptera; Syrphidae. The transcript has 12 exons.
AGAAAAACAUAUCAAAAAACCCCAAAGAGUACAAAAACUCACAAAAACAAAAAAAACAAUGUUCAAUCUUUUUCGUCGCCGUGGUCGGCGUUCUUCCAAAGAAGAAAAACAAACAAGAAAAAAUGUCACAAAACCAAAUGAAUUUACUGCAAAUCUCAAUUCCGCCACUAGCAACGAUGGCAACGUCGCCGUCGAAAACAUCGUCGACAACGACAAAUCUCAAAAGCCAAAUUUUCUAAAACAUAGCGCAAGCGCUUUCGAAUCUAAGGUAAAUUUAGAUUCCACACAAGUACGACUGCGACGAAAAGAGUCGACGCCGCAGCAAAAAAGUUUACUUAAUUACCAUGAAUACGGCGAUAUUGUUGGUGGUGUUGUUGUAAGUGAAAAUAGUACCAAUAGUCGAAACGAAGGUGCUGAUCCGCUGGGACAGCGACAACGACGACGAAGUGACAACGACAACGGCGACGAUCAAAGCAGUGAUCAGCUUAAGAAUCAAUCAAACGAAAAACCUGCCAAACGUUCGAAGGACAAAUCGUCUUCAAAUCGAAGAUCAAUUUUCUUCAGGCAUUUUCAUACAACACCACCACAGCCAGCACCAAGUGAAAAUCGCUACCAACAGCUUGACGAGGAUCAUCCUGAGUUUUUCAAUGAAACAGUCACAGGGACUGUAGAAGAAGGGACAUCAUCAUCAAAAAAACGUUUCAAUCCCAUCGAAAAGGGGCGUGAACUCUUCAAUGACAUUCUGAUGGCCAAGGGACGUCAUCGUAAUCAUCGCAACCAUCAUCACAAGAAUAACAAUUCGAGUGGAGGUGGACAGCCAAGUGUUGCAAAAGUUAACCAGGACUCGAAAAAGGAUUACGAUUACUUAAAGAAAACCAACCCUGAGCAACAACAUACUUAUCAAAUAUCUCACAAAUCUAAAAAUACCGCCGGUCUACAAACUGCAGAUGGCGCUGCAGCAGCUGCUGCUCCGACGAGUGUCGUCGCGUCUGCUGUAAGUUCAGUCAAGUGCGCCGACUCCAUUAGUGAUAUAAAUAACUCGUUGAGUGCGCAAAAUCUGCCAAAAGAGAAGAAGAGAAAUGAAGAUGUAACAAUCAAUGAAAGCUCUAACCACAAUCAGACGGUUAGCGAACGCGCGUCCAUACAAGUACAUCGUAAGAACGCAUCGGACGACGGCGACAAUAACGUAGAAAAGAUCGUUGCAUUCGAAACAUCAGAAAAACAAAAAGAAGAAGAAGAUCAGAAGCGACUGGAAUUGAAAAGUGAUCGCGUCACAGCGUCUUUAAAUGUCGAGGAUCUUGACAAUCUCUCGGAAUUGACGGAAUGUGAUCGAGAUCGUUUCAUUGUCGAAACCACCAACAACACCACCAAUACCGGAGAAAUGGGUCAAUCCCAGGCGAAAUCAAGUGAACCAAGCGAACCGGUUCCGGUUCCGAAAUCAAGAUCAUCAUCGCCAUCGAUCGUUAGGGAAUUUCGAGAGUCACAUGUUGCUGAUAAUCAGCGGCCACCAUCGCCACAAAUCUCUUCUACCGCUGAAUUAGUUGUGCCAAAAAUUGUUGUCGAAGAUUUUGGCAAUGUUGCGGAAGAGGUGACGGGUAAUACCUCGGAAAAGGGCGAUGUUUUUUACGAUUCGGAAAAUAAUCGAAGUGCGCCAGAGGCUAAAAUCGAAGAUCACCUCUUAAAAGUACCCUCCGAAGAAGAUGAUCAAGAAGAAGAAGGUGAAGAUGAUGAAGAUUAUGAAGAAGAGGAAGAAGAUCAAUGGCAUUUUGUCAACAAUUUACUUCAGCAAAAUCCUUCGUCUUCUGUGGAAGGUGAAAAUUCCGCCACAAAUUAUCAAAAAGCUGAAAAUUCCUCCGACUCGAACUUAAGUAAUUCGGAUUCCGGCAUUGCUACAGCAUCAUCAUCAUCUUCAACAACCGUUCCGAAAGUCUUACUUUUAGAAAGUUGUGAUUUGGUCAAUGACAGAAGUAAAGAUCAAUCACCACAUCGAUUUCGUGAUGGUAGUUCAACAGAUUGUGAUGAAAAUCUGCCACUUUGUGAUGAUUUUGAUUAUUACAAAGAUUUGCCAACAAUUGUUGAUAGUGUCGAAGUUGUUAGUGCGGAUGAUAGUCAUUCGGGGAUACUUAUUGAAAGUAUAAGUUUGCCAGAUGUUGUUGUUGAAUCGACUACUGCGUCAUCAGCAGCUCAAAGUGUUUUGAAUAAAAAUAAUAAUUCAAGUGAUAGUGGUGAUCAUCAACAUCGGUCGGUUAAUGAAGAUGAAAAUGUUGACAAUAGUGAAAAUGUAAAAAUGGGUAAUGUUCAUUUUAUACCGAUACGUGUUGAAAAACGUCGAAGUAUUGAUGAUAGUGUGUUGAUGACGAAAUCGGCAAAUGGUGGUAAUUUACUUUAUAAUGGGCAACAGUACAAAGAGGAGAAAUCAACGUUGGUGAUAACGGCGGCAGAGGAAGAGGUUGCGGAUGAACAGGCUGCUAAAGAUGCUGCGAAAGCUGCUGCUGAGGAAGAGAAGCACAAGAAAGAAUUAGUUGACCAAGAAACCCAUUUCAACGCUCAGCUAGACGAUGCUCAAAAGAACAUCUACAAUCUUCAAUCAAAAGUGGAUGAAUUGCAAUCAAAGAUUGAUGAUUUGGAAAGAGAAUUAUCAGCCAAAUCAUGGAACGUUGAACGUCUCCAAGGUGAAUUGGGAGCUGCUCAUAAAGAAGAUGAAUUUGUUCGUCGAAAACUUAAACUUCUCGAAGAUGAAAAAACAACUCUUCGACAAAAAAGUUUCGAAACGGAAGAAGAUCUACAAAGAAAAUAUGACGAUCUCGACCGCCAAUACAAAGAGCUAGAUGAAAGGUACAAAGAAAUGAAAUUGUUAGCUGGUAAUCUACAAACACAAUACGCUUGCGCACAAACUGAAGCCGAACAAUGUCGCAAAGAAACAGAAGACUUGAGGCUGGAAAAAGAUGAACAGGUUAGAAUAUUGGAAGAAGCUCUGGCAACGGCUAAACAAGAACAAGAAGCAAUGCAAACAAAAUGGCACAAAGAAUUUGAAAGUUUGCGAACGCAAAAUGCUGAUCGUGAGGAAAGUCUUAUGAGUGACUGCGAAUGGCAAUUACGUCAAAUGCAAAAAACUUGUAAAGAUAAAAUCGACAAAGCCGAGCACCAGCGCAAAGAAGCCAUCGAAAGAAAUCAAAGAAUCCAAGAAGAAGCCGAAGAAAAACUUCACGAAGUCGAACAUUUAAGGUCUUAUGAAGCCGAAGUCAAGCAAUUGCGUGGCUUAACGGGUGAACAAGAAAAUUCCAUAAUAUCAAUGAGAGAACAAAUUGAAGAACUGAAGGCAGAUUUAGUUACUGCCAACGAAAAUCUAGAGGAACAAAUUGAAUGCGUUCGCAAGAUCAAGUAUCAGUGUAAUAACUGCUCUACACCCAAGUCUCUCCUACGUAUUAUUUUGACAAAUACUUCGCCUUUUAUUAGUGCCCUAUACGACAAGGAACGUGAAAUGUUACAAAAGAUCGAUGAUGUUCGAAAUGAAGCUGCAUCCUUAUGGGAAAAUAAAUUAAUAACAGAGAUGACAAGACUGAAAAUGGAACUUGAGUCCGUCUAUGUUGAUGAACGGCGUGAAGAAUUAGAUAAACUUCAAGCCGAACACAUAGAAGAACUGAAAGCACUCACAACAAGAUACACAGCUAAUGAGGAAGAAUUGAGAGCAGAGAUCUCAGAAUUACGAGCAUCUUUGCAACAGCGAAACGAAGAAUAUGCCAAUCUACGCGAAAAAUCUGACAAUGCAAUUCUACAAACAAGAAUGCAUUUGGAUCGAGCUGAUAGGGACUAUCAGACGGCCAUGUGUCGGGAGGAAGAAAAGAGAGAAACAUUAACUGAAUCCCUUAGAAAAGAACUUGAAGCAGAAAAACUUGCAAUGGAAGAAAAAUUCCGUGAAAGGCUGGGCCAAGUGCAAGAUGAAUUUAAUCAAGAAUUACAAACAUCUACACAGGAAUUGCAGGAAAAACAUAAAAGAGAAUUGGAACAACAAUGGCAAAGAUUGAUUGCUGAAAAAGAAGAAGCGAUCCACGAAGUUGAAGCGCGGCACCGUAAAAAAGUUCAAGAUGCUGAGGAUCGCCUGCACGAGGUUGAGACGCGUCACCAACAUAAUCUGAAGGACCUGAAAUUAAUGUAUGACAGCGAAAAAGCAUCACUCGAUAAGCGUGAUUUGAGCAACACAAAUGAAAUUGAACAAUUGCAUCGCAAAUGCAGAUGUUUAACAAAUUUAUUCGAAGAAAUGCGAAUGCGCUAUGAACGUCGCGAUCCACGUCCUGAGGAUCUUCGAGAAAUCGCUGAGUUACGCAGUCGCUGCGAAGCCCAAGAACGUGACAUCUUUGCAUUGACCGAUCGCCUGCGAGAUAUGCAAAUUCAAUUGGAAGAACUUCAAGGUGGUGGAGCGGGUAAAAAGAAGUCUCAGGUUCGAAAACCUCCACCAAAAACAAUUCCCACCAAUUGUGAUGUGAUCUAUGAGGAGAACGAAGAACGUGAAUCUCCUCCACCGCCACCACCACGUCCAAUGACAUCACCAAAUGGUCAUCUUGAUGGUGAAGCUGACGAUGAAGAUGAUGACGAUGAUGAAGAAGAAGAAGACGACGAUGAUGAGGAAGAUGACGAGGAGGUCUCUGAAAGUAGCCCAUACCAAAAAAACACCAUCAACGAUGAUGAUCAUCCCGCAACGAUCAUUAGUAAUAAGAAAACCAAUUCAUUGAAACUUUUAAAUGAGUCGAUUAUUUAGAUAAAUAAUUAAAAAAAACGACCAAAUAUUAAUUUUCGAAGUCGAAAAAGUGACAGUUCGUUAAAGGGUCUUCUGUGGAAGUAUUCGAACACUGUGACAGUUAAAAUAAGAUGAGCAUUAUGCAUGCCUCUUACUACCUAUAAUUUGAAUUAUUAUUAUCAUUCUGUUGUUAUUUAGUUUUUUAAAAGAAACUCAUUUUUAAAAAUUGAACAAAAUAACUAUAACCUCUUGCAGAACAAA